This is a messenger RNA of Vanrija pseudolonga, 1643 nucleotides long. RefSeq lists its product as uncharacterized. The coding region runs from base 360 to 1643 and encodes 427 amino acids. The transcript has 2 exons. Gene Ontology annotation, biological process: proteasome-mediated ubiquitin-dependent protein catabolic process. The record is from RefSeq and is a predicted model, not a curated record. NCBI's taxonomy places the organism in Eukaryota, Fungi, Basidiomycota, Tremellomycetes, Trichosporonales, Trichosporonaceae. Gene Ontology annotation, molecular function: proteasome binding; endopeptidase inhibitor activity.
CAUCCCACAACCACUUCCAUCUCGACACAAACCACCACCUCGCCCUCACCUCACACCACAGCUCACCCACCCCCUCCUCACACUCACAUCUAACGCAAUCACACCAUCGUCUCCCGAACGCCACGGCGCGUCGAGACCACAUCUGAGAUUUCGGGACACGGCUUCGGCUCGGAAAGUUCCAGCGCCUCCCGAUUCGCUCGCCUCGGCACCACUGUAUUACAAACGCACAACGCGACGCUUGCAGCGCGGCGUGCUCUCCGUUCCCGGCCACCCACCGCGCCGUGCCUAUCGAUCGAUAAGCAAGCAGCUGCUUGAAUCCAUCACGAGCUAGAUAUCGUAUUCCGAAUCCAUCCUUCGCCAUGUCCAACCCCCUCGACCCGGUGGCGGUCCUCGCCCUCCUCCAACUCCUGCUGCCGCCUGGCACGACCUCGCCCCUCCCGAGGCCGACUGAUGCCGUUGCGGCGCUGGUGCACGCGAUCCAUGCGGUGCUGGGCUUCCGGCUCGCUGGGGCUGAGAAUGGUGCCCAGGCAGAGGACGACGAGCCUGGUCCGAGCGGGUCGACCAACGACGAGAUUGACGACGCGGCGUCGGAAACCACCACCGCCGUCGACCCGGACGAGGCGCUCCCCGAUGCCGCGCCGCCCGGAACUGCCCUCCCGCGCGGGUGGAACGACCGCGGCGAAGACGCAUACAGCUUCGAGUAUCGCCACCCCCAGAGCGCGAUGACGUUCCGCGUGCGCGUGGGCCGCAUGGGCGGCCGCGUCCAGAUCGAUGCCAUGGCAGAGGAUGGCGCGCCGCACACCCUCUCGCUUGUGCUCGCUGAUAUUGUCAACGCGUCAGCGUUCCCCAUCCCGUCGGCUGCGACGGCCAGCCGCGCGGCCACUGCCCGCGAUGCGUCAUCACUCGGCUUCACGUCACUCGACGCCGUGCGCCGCUUCAUCGAGCAGUACAACCGCGAUAUUAUUGGGCGGCUGAUUCCAGGCCUUGCGAAGGAAGGCUACCGUGCUCCUCCUGUUGCCCCAGCACCACCAGCUCAGCAGCCGGGCGCACCCAGGCGGCCUGGUGCUGAGCCGCAGCCGGCGAGGCCUAACCCGCUCAUCGACCCGUUGGCUGAUGUGCCGCGCUUUGGUGGUAUUCCCGGCCCGUCCAUCGGCCAUCGCGACCUCGACCCCCUCGGGCCACUGCGCGGGCCGGGCGGACUGGGCUCAGAGGCAGGGGGCGGGAUGCUGGUCGACUUCAACCACCCGCUCUUUGAUGGCCGCCGCGCGCGCGACCCGGACCGUGACGGCCCAGGCGGCUCCAUCAACCCGCCCGGAUCGCGCUGGGACCCCGUCGGCCCCGGCGCGGGCGGACCUCGCUUCCUGGGGCCAGGGGGUAACCCCCUCGGAGGGGUAGGCAGCACGGACCCAGACUGGGGCGACGAGCUGCCCCCGCCCGGCGAGUUUGGCCCCGACCUCGGUCACCUUGGGGGACCGAGGUUCCCCGGUGGCCCUCGCGGAGGGCGUGGUGGGUUUGGAGGAGGGUUUGGAGGCCCAGGCGGGUUUGGGGGCCGCGGUGGGUUCGGUGGGGGAGGAGGCUUUGGAGGUGGAUUCGGGGGCGGUUCUGGUGGGUUCGGCGGGGGAGGAGGUGGCAUGUUCAUGUAA